Molecule: messenger RNA, 267 nt
Organism: Meloidogyne enterolobii
Lineage: Eukaryota; Metazoa; Nematoda; Chromadorea; Rhabditida; Meloidogynidae
Source: the annotation of a GenBank genome assembly
AUGACUAAAUGUAGAUCAGUUACAUUUUUUCAAACUGUGAUAAAGAAUGUUCCUGUUUAUGUAUAUGGUCGUCGUUAUGGAAUAUUUGAAUGGCUUAAACAUCAAAAUUAUCAAUUAGGAAUAGCAGAAAUAGGUUCAAUAACAUCAGGAUUUGCUUUAUUUAAUGAAUUAGGAAUUGAAAAAACAAUUGCAACUACAGCAACUCCUGCUAUACCUGUUUUUUAUCAUUUUUUAGGAUUAAAAAUUCCUAUUGAUGUACCUGGUUAG